Messenger RNA from Hyla sarda, 673 nucleotides. RefSeq names its product bolA family member 3 (gene BOLA3). The record is from RefSeq and is a predicted model, not a curated record. NCBI's taxonomy places the organism in Eukaryota, Metazoa, Chordata, Amphibia, Anura, Hylidae. Bases 181 to 495 code for a protein of 104 amino acids. The transcript is spliced from 4 exons.
CUUUGGUUUGUGGCUUCUUCUGCUGAGAGAAUAUACUGCUGGUAGGAGAAUAUCGGGUGUGCCAGUAACAAUCAUGGCUGCCGUAGGUUCCGAUAACGUCAUUGUAUCGCGCCGCAUAUAAAGACUAUUCCCUAUGGCUGUACAGUAGUGACAUUGACGAUCUGCCUGUAGGUUGGGAUCAUGUGGGCGGCCGGGUACCUGAUCUCCAGGACGAGGACUUGUGUCCUCUGCAACCUCAGAAGAUCAUUCGCCUCAAAGACAGACGGAGAAGACCAGAUCACACAGGUGCUGAAGAGAAAGUUUCCUCUGGCCUCCUCUGUGAGGGUGGUAGAUAUCUCAGGAGGAUGUGGGGCAAUGUAUGAAAUCCAUGUGGAGUCUGAAGAAUUCAAAGACAAGCGCACAGUGCAGCAGCAUAAGAUGAUCAAUGAAGCUCUUCAGGAGGAGAUUAAAUCAAUGCACGGCCUCCGAAUCUACACUUCUGUUCCAAAACACUGAAGACGCCUGAUGUAGGAGGGGACGCCACUUGCUGUGCACACCUAAGAGGGUUCAUGCAAUAAUCCAUGUCGCUGCAGAGAGAAUGAGAAAUACAGUAUAUUUAUAUGAAGCUACAGACAUUGCACAUUAUAGUUUUGCUACCUAGAAUGAAAUAUUCUAAUAAAGUAAAGUAACAGUG